Molecule: messenger RNA, 678 nt
Organism: Penicillium macrosclerotiorum
Lineage: Eukaryota; Fungi; Ascomycota; Eurotiomycetes; Eurotiales; Aspergillaceae
Product: ankyrin repeat domain-containing protein
Exons: 2
Coding region: 1-678 (225 amino acids)
Molecular function (GO): protein binding
Source: RefSeq, a predicted model, not a curated record
AUGUCUCCCCCCACCCAGACGUCCAAGCCGGCAGUGCCUAUUGCGCUCUCCGCCGAUGCCAUUGACGACCUCAUCUACGACUCCCGAGCCGGAGAUCUCGAGGCUCUGACUACCGACAUUACCAGCUUGGCUGCCCAACACAGCUGCUCUGAGGAUAGGAUCGUUGCAUCUGCCAUCGACAUGGAAGAUGAGAGCGAAGGCGGCACCGGCUCUUGUGUGCUCCACUUCCCUGCUGCGAAUGGCAACAGCGAAAUCCUGAACUUCCUGCUUCAAAAACUCUCUACCGCAGACGCUGCUCUGCGUACGGCGUUCGUCAACCACCGCAACCACUCCGGCAACACACCGCUGCAUUGGGCUGCGCUCAACACGCACUUGGAAUGUGUCAAGGCACUCGUCGAGGCCGGCGCUGAUGUUACCAUCAAAAAUGAUGCGGGCCACGAUGCCGUGUUCUUGGCUGAGCGCGCUGCCUGGUCUGCCUCUGCAGAAGAGGUUGAUGAGAACGAGGAUGAGACCCAAGAGAUUGAGAUGACUGUUGGCGAGCCCGAGGGCCAGGGUGAGGGCGAACAGCAGCCUGCCGGGGAAAUGUCUGCAGGCAGACAAGUGGUUGAGUGGCUGCUCAGCUCGGAGAAAGCGGCUGCGUUGGAAAGUAGUGCUACCGAGGGCGAGGGGUCGGCGUGA